AAGGAACAAAACUGUCCCUUACAAGAGGGCAGCGCUCUUUAAGUUUCUCAUUAUUCUGUUAUACGUCUGUUUAACGUGCAAGUGUCUAGGAUAUCUUAGUGAAUGUAAUUAAUGCAAUUAGUUCUAAAAAGGAUAAAAAAAUAGUUUCCUUCGUCAAACUAUUUAUGCAAAAAAGAAUGAAACUAUGCUUGGGUAAAUUGUCCGCCAUCGUACCAAGGUGCAAACAUGAAAUUCUUGAGAGUGCCAUGAAAUGAAAUCAUUGAGCCCUUGCAUGUAGCAUUUAACGCUGUCAAUCGAUUGAUUUGUUUGUCAAAUCUUUGAGAAGAAAAUUUGUCAAAAAGAAAUAAAUGAAAAUCUAUAUGUAAAAGUGAAAAAAGAUAGAAAAAAAAAAGAUAUUCACUGACAUAUUUCUCCGAUCUCAUCCCAUUUCAUGUCGUAUGUGAGUGAGUGAACAACGAAUAAAAAAGCAAAAAAAAGUAAAGGAAAUAUUGAUUUUGUACGUUGGAAAACAAAUGUCAAUUUAUAGCAAUAUCUGAAGAUUCAUGAAGAGAUACGAGAAGGGAAGAAAUGUUUGAAAGCGCCGCAAGAAAUAAAUUGUUCAGCAUUAGAACAUGGAAGAAUAAUUUCAAGUGUUAAUGGAUCAUCACCAUGACGAGUAAUGGAGAAAAUUCUUAUUGCUCCAACUAAAGUUAGUUCACC
Messenger RNA from Clunio marinus, 699 nucleotides. The record is from the annotation of a GenBank genome assembly. Lineage: Eukaryota; Metazoa; Arthropoda; Insecta; Diptera; Chironomidae.